Symbiodinium sp. CCMP2592 is the source of this 714-nucleotide messenger RNA. The record is from the annotation of a GenBank genome assembly. Lineage: Eukaryota; Dinophyceae; Suessiales; Symbiodiniaceae.
AUGCGCGCUGCCGACCCGAGUCUCAUUGCCUUUGCGACAGCUAGACCGCUGCAGGAACGCUCGCAGUCCAUUCGUGACGGCAUUUUCUCGACCGUCAGGAGCGACGCCCCUGGAAGGACAGAGUCACAUCGAGUGGCAGAAUCACCUGGAGCAAGCUCUGGCGCCAUUUCCAAGGAUGCGGUGCGGACAGCGUGGACGUAUGUUGCAACCUUCAAAAAGCGACAUAUGCUUGGGAUCGAGGCAGAUGAGACCCAGACGGUUCCAAUGAAGACUCUUCUCAACGCUUUGAGGAGCAUUGACCCCAACAUCUCUUUUGGAGAGGUCGAGUGGGUGAUGGGUAAGGAGAACGCGACAAAUGACACACCGGUGAGUGUCGACGAUUUUCUGGACAUGAUGGCAGAGGACCUUCCUGACUUUGACCCUUUGGAACACUCGUUCCAUUACAUUUGCGAUGCUGAGGGUCACAUGGACAUGGAGAAGGUCCGCGACACGAUGAUCCUGUCCGGGGAACUUGGGGUCACCGAGACAAUCCUCUCUGCGGCAGUAAAGAGGAUGGUCGAAGAGCAAACCACAACUCACAAGAAAAAGAAAGGGCCUAUCGAGUUCCGUGACUACAGGAAGCUGUUUUCCUUGAAACCAUCAGGAGACGAGCGAGGCCAGUCCUUCCUGGGUUGGGUGCACGUAGCCGUUGGGUGCCGACUUUGCGACUACUGA